CCGCUAACGCUCGUGGGCAGGACGGCGCCAGUGGAGCGAGCUGGGGCUGAGGCGCCUCGCGACCCUGUGCUCCUGGUUCAUCUCUUUCUUCUUCCGGGCCUCCCUCUCGCAAAAAUCCCUAGCUCGGUCUCCUCCCCCGGCUGGCUCUUUCAUUGAGUCGGGGAGUAGGCGGGUCCCAAUUGCCCGCCGGCAACGGGGGGAGGUGUUGCGGAGACCUUGGGACUCAGGACCGCACAAAGGACCUGAUGCCCGAGCCAGGUCUUCAGGAAUAAGCGGGAGGUUGUUUUAUUUAAGGUGCAGGGCACUGUGCUAAGUGCUUUACCCACAUUAUCACAACUGUAGUGAUGUAGACUAGCAGUCUACCCAUUCUAUUGUGGAAGCUGAAGCCUCAGUAACUUUGCUUCACUUAUUCAAUAAGUGAUGAGUCAGAAAUCGACUUCCCAAGCCUAGACUCAACCAUACCUCUGCACUGUCUCUCUGCUAUACUGUUGUGUACACCUGAACCAGUUGACUAAAAAGGCAAAGCGCUCCAGUGAGUGGUGCUGGCUGUUCAGAGGAGGGACAGACAGAUGGCAAUCAGAGUGCGUCAAGAAGAAUGCUGACCUGAGCUGGGUGUGAUUUGGAAGAUCAAUGGAAGAACAUUCCAGGUCGGGGGCAGCCAAAGCAAAGACUCACAGGAUUCUGCCCUGGCCCUCAGGUUUUCAUCUGAUGGCUGGCAUCUUGGGGAUCUUGUUUUCGUAAGAUUGUUGGAAUUCCUGUGAUCAUCAUAUGAAGGCUUCCCCUGGCCUCAUCACAUCCUAUAUCCUGGAGUUGCCUCGUUUUAGACACCCGAGUAUCAAGUUCUCUUCCGGAGGAGUUCUCCAAUCUUAGUGGCGUGUGGACCCCAUUUGGGGUAACUCUUUGGCAUGAUAAUCUGACACAGCUGUCUAUCCCCAGAUGUAAUUUGUCCAUUUUUUAAAACGGGCCCUGCUGCCUCUUUUCAGAACCAUUAAACCUGUACCUGGAAGUGUCUCCUAACCUUGGAGUGCUCAAGUUCAGUUGGACACUCUGUUUCAUUUUGGAAAAAAAAAUAUGUGGGCUCCAGCUCAGGCAGUAUCAAGACAGGCCAGGCCUGCAGACCUUCCAAGAGGACAAAACCCCUCUUCCUCACUGUAAAGCUGGAUUCGUCUUACGGGAUGUGAGACCUUUCCUCUACCCUGUUAUCUUUUCUUCUGUGUGAUAAUCACAUGCUCACAUUCAGUCAUGCAUGUGGGUAUGCCUUUUUUCCCAGAACCUCCAUGGUCUCUUCCACAGUUCUGCUGCAGCUGCUCCUCAGCCCAGGCCCCAAGGCACAGCAAUCCCUGUGGAAGUAGCUGAUGUCAUCUGGGGAGGCAGCAACAUUUGAGGAUCUGACCAAAGACUGGAAGUAUUAGGAAGCCCCUCAGAAGGAUUGCAGCAGAGGCAUAAUGCUGAACAGUUAUGAGAACGUGGACCCUCAGGGAGACUUCUUAGAAUUCUCCAUGACACCACAGAGAGCUGGAAAUGAUCCCCCUGGUGUUUCAAGUCCAAGUGAAACAGAAACAGAGAUAAGUACCAUGAGAGAAAAGUUUCUCACCAGUGUGACCAAGUUGGUAGAAAGCAAAAGUUACAACAGCAAGGUAUUUUCCAAAGAAAAGUACUUUCAAACAAUCAAGGAAGUCAAAGAAGCUAAAGAGAAGGGGAAGAAGUCAUCACGUGAUUAUCGCCGUGCAGCAAAAUAUGAUGUGAUUUCUGUAGAAGGCACAGAGAAACUCAUAGAGGCUGCUCACAGAGAACGAGAUCGAAUACGGUAUUAUGUACACAAGGAAGAGCUGUUUGACAUCCUUCAUGACACACAUCUCAAUAUUGGCCAUGGCGGACGGACACGCAUGCUCAAGGAGCUGCAAGGCAAAUAUGGGAAUGUCACCAAAGAAGUCAUUGUGUUAUAUCUGACUCUGUGUAAACAGUGCCACCAGAAGAACCCAGUACCCAAGAGAGGCCUUGCACCCAAGCCCAUGGCAUGUAAGGACAAUGACUCCAGAUGCCAAGUUGAAAUCCUUGAUAUGCAGUCAAAUGCUGAUGGGGAAUUCAAGUUCAUUUUGUAUUACCAGGACCACUUAACCAAGUUUAUUAUUUUACGGCCAUUAAAAGCCAAGCAGGCCCAUGAGGUAGUCAGUGUCCUGUUGGAUAUUUUCACAAUUCUUGGUCCACCCAGCGUGUUAGAAUCUGACAGCGGCAUAGAGUUCACAAACCAGGUUGUUAAUGAGCUCAAUGAGGUAUGGCCAGAUCUAAAGAUUGUCCUUGGUAAAUCCCACCCUGGCCAAGGCCAGGGCUUCCUGGAGCGAGCAAGCCGUGAUGUCAAGACCAUGCUGAGUGCCUGGAUGCGGAGUAACCACUCCUGUCAUUGGACCGAAGGCCUGCGAUUUAUGCAGAUGCUGAGGAAUCAGGCCUUUGAUGGUUCCUUGCAGCAGAGUCCGUAUGAGGCAAUGUUUGGUUGUAAAGCCAAAUUUGGACUCUAUUCCUCACAUUUGCCCCGAGAAACCGUGGCUGUUUUACACACAGAGGAGGAGCUAGAAAUUGCUGAAGAACAACUGGAAAGCAGCCUCUGGGUCAGGCAGGAAGAGAGGGCUGAGGUUGGAGCAGACCGGUCUGACAUGGACGAGGACGUCGAUCCCACACCUCUCGAAGCCUCGGAGCCCAGCACCUCCCAGGUGGCCUCAGGUCUCUUCUCCUGGUGAACAGACAUCUGCUGGGUGGCUGCUUGUGCCUCUGGGUGCCGUAGAGCCACCUGAGAGCUGUAGCCAAGACCCCCCAUGAAAGGAGUGAAGGCCACUCUCUCAGGAACGCUGUUCUUGGUAGUCCUGGGUCAGAGGGGACGGUGGCUCCAGUCUCUGAUCUCACCUGCCCUGUUAAUUCCCACAAACCUGGAGGCUUAAAACAGAACUUUGGGGACUUCCCUGGCAGUCCAUGGUUGAGACUGUGAGCUCUCAAUGCAGGGGGAGCCGGUUUGAUCCUUGGUUGGGGAACUAGGAUCCUGCAUGCUCAGGACACAGCCAAAAUUAAAAAAAAAAAAAAACUUUCUUCUUAGUCCUAGAGGCCAGAGGUCUGAAAUCAGGGUGUUGGCAGGGUUCAUUCCUUCUGGAGGCGCCAAGAGAGAAUCCAUUCCAGGCCUUCCUCCUUUCUCUAGUGGCUGUCAGCAGUUCUUGGCACCCCUGGGCUCAGAGUAGCACAGAUCCAGCCUCGGCCUUGUCUUCAUGUGGCCUUCUCUCCUUGGUCUGUGUGUGUGCUUCUUUUCUGUCUCUUACAAGGACCCCGUUGGACACCAAAUCUAUGUAGUUGGAUUUAAGGCCCAGCCUAAUUAAUGAUUUCAUCUCAAGAUACUUACCUUAAUUUCAUCUGCAAAGACCCUGUUUCUAAAUAAGUUCACAUUCAUGGUUGCUCAGGGUUUGGACUUGGACAUAUCUUUGGUGGUGGGGGACUGCAGUUAUACUGCAAUUGGCUCAGGGGUAAUGAACCUGCUUGCCAAUGCAGGAGAUUCAGAUUUGAUCCCUGGGUCAGGAAGAUCCCCUGGAGGUGGAAAUGGCAACUUGCUCCAGUAUUCUUGCCUGGGAAAUCCCAUGGACAGAGGAGCAUGGCAGACUGCAGUCCGUAGUGUUGCAAAAGUCUGACACAGCUUAGCGACUGAGCAUGCACACAGUUCUACCGACUACAGUCAGUGGAAGAGGAUGUUUGCUUGCAGAACAUAAACUGAUGGGGUCUGAGCCCUGUAGAGCUGGUGGGACUGCCCUGCAUGUAUCGAAUAUCUGUUCCUGCUCCUCAGGCACAGAACCCAAAAGCUGGGGGCAUCAGAGAAAAAGAUAUAGGUGAAGGACAAAUAAUGAGAAGAACAGAGGUUGAUCUCACGUGCCCCAGAGACACUGCCCCACUAGCUGAGCUUUGUUUCCUGCUUCAACAGAAACCUGAUGUACCCACCCUGCUCUCAGAAUGGCAGCCACUGGGAUCAAUCUGCCUGAAAUAUAUUUUAAAAAUAGGUCAAAAUUAAGGCAUGGCUAGGGUUUGGGUCUGAGCCUGCCAGUGUGCUGUGCCUCAAGCACAGCAUGACGUGGUGUAGUCCUGGAACGGUCAUACAUUCCAGGAAGUGACCAAUAGCCAGGAAACAACUAGGGACUCUGGAGCAAAUUGCAAAAGUUGGCCUGAGGUCACUGCUUCAGCCAGAGAAUAGAGCAAAGGCCAGUCUGGGUCACAGUUCAGAGGAAAGGGGAGGGUAAUGCCCAGGAUCUGUGCAUGGCUGUAUUCUCAAAGGCCUGGAAGAGGACUCAGCCCAUCAGAGGUGUUGAGUUAGGGUUUGCUGAGUGAAUAAAGGAUUCUACAGGCAUGGACGCAAGGAAGGAGAAGGGGCCUGCAGUUUCUGACUCUCCAGUUCUUUCUUCCUGCAUAUCCCAGAACCAUCUCAAACCAUUCUGGGGGACUUCCCUGGUGGUCCAGUGGUUAAGACUCUGCUCUUCCAGUACAAGGGGCACAGGUUCGAUCUCUGGUUGUGGGAGUAAAAUCCCACAUGUGCCUUGGCUCCACCAAAAAAAAAAAUUCUGAUUGCCCCCCACUUUGGCUUCGCCUUGGGCCAAGAGCAGUCUCCUGAUGAUGCCUGCCUCACAGGGUGGUUGUGAAAGACAGUGAGAUAAUGCUUGCGAACUUCUAAGAUGUGAGUUGUCUUUGCUACCUUCAGAUCUUACCCUCAUCAUGAGAGUUGGAGAUCACUGUUGCCAUUCCUUUGCUAAUUAAACAGUGUUAAGCUAGACAUCCAGGAAAUCUGCACUAUUAUUAGACAGGAGGUGAUGUCACUCUUCCAGCUUGUCUUGGAGGACCAGAAUCUCGGCUUCAUCCUUGGCCAGCACCUCACAUCCCCUUCCUGUAUCACUAAGCUGAGCAGGGCCUGGGAGGCCCAACUUGACUGAUGUUGCCCCCUGUCCCCCCCAUGCUGACCUACCACCUCCUGAUGGUGGAGCAAGUCAGGAACCACACCAUCAGCUCCUGUGGGUAAGAGGUCAAAGGAGGCACUAUGCUACUGUCUUUCCCAGGGGGUGGCUGCAAAUAACGGAGAUUUCCGGAGCUGCUACCUCAGCCUUCCUCUUCUGCUCCCUAGUGUUUAUAGUGGAGGGACCUGGAGGAGGACACCUAGACCCAGCCCAGCCUUCCUCUGUGUUAUCACAUUUCAGCAUCUGGAGCAGAAUCAGGCUUUCAGUUUGCAAGUAUGUUUUGUCCAUAUAAUGUCUUUUAAAUUUAAAAGUUAAUUACCAUCACUUUCAAAGCAGAUUUCACAUAAGAAUAUGGAUGUCUAGCACUUCUUGAAAAUUUAGAAGAUCCUACCUCCCACAUUUUUUGCAUGGCAGCCAACGACCAAGUAGUAACCCCCAGGAGACAGUCCAGUCCUGCAUUCUACAUUAGUCCGCCAUCUAGGCUGUUCAGAUUGUUUGCAUACACGUUUCUAUGGUUGACUGCUAAAGAAAGGCAAAUGAAGUCAAUGUGAAUAAAGGCCAGAAACAGACCCUUGUAUCUAGGAAUUUAUGAUAAAAGACAUUUCAGAUCUGUAGGAGGGAUUGUAUUAUUCAGUUAAUGGUGCUGAUCAAUUAUACUUCAAUUAAAAAAAAGAUAGUGGUGCUGGAUCAUAGAGCUGUCCAACUGGAAUAAAAUAAAGUCUGAUCCUUAAACAUAAAAAACAAAACUGUAAAAAUAUUGGGGAAAAGAAAUAGAUUUUUGUGAUCUUGAAAUGGAGAAACCCAUAUAAGAAAAGGUUAAUAUACUUGGUUACAUAAAAAUUUUAAAUAUUUAUGAAAAAUAAUGCCUUUUAAAAAUGGAGAAAAAGUAAAUGACAGGCUGGGAGAAAACAUUUGCAACACCUAAAACAGACAUAAGGUACUGUCAACUGAAAAAAAAUAAAAUGACCUAAAAGUUGAGAAUUACGUUUUUAUUGAGCAGACUUACUGAGGACUUAAGCCCCAGGCUACAGUCUCCCUUAAAACUCUGAGGGACUGUUCCAAAGAGGUGAAGGAGGAGCCAGGAUAUGAAGGAGUUUUUGCAAAAAAGAAACCACAAAUAAGUAAAAGGUAGUUGAACAUCAAAAGAUUAGUGUCAAUUAGAGAAAAAAACCUCUCUCAAAUUAAUGGACUUAGCACUUUUCUAUGUAUAGGAAGAUGUAAGAGUCUGGGCUUAUUGAAAUUAUUCUCUUGAUAUGCAUCUUAACUAGGAACCGGUAUCCUGUUUUUCUCCAUCCUAAAUCUCAGGGUGUACAGUCGUGGGCGGCUGCAGUGGCUGAUGACGUGAUGGCCACGGCAUCCUUUGUUUACUGAUAUGUCAGGGGACAUUCUUUGUCCACAGUACCUAAUUUUUAAAGGGGUGCUUGCAAGUUAACAAUGAGAAGAGCAACCAGUAGGAAAGGAGCAGAUGUUAAUGGUGGACGGAAAACAAACAGCUGUACCCUGGAGCAACUGUGGUGGGAUGGAAGCAAGUCAGACUUGUCAUCCAAUCAGGGCUGUCCAUUCAAAUAAAACAGAUUCAAGUUG
Messenger RNA from Odocoileus virginianus texanus, 6554 nucleotides. Lineage: Eukaryota; Metazoa; Chordata; Mammalia; Artiodactyla; Cervidae. The record is from RefSeq and is a predicted model, not a curated record.